Molecule: messenger RNA, 3179 nt
Organism: Esox lucius (northern pike)
Lineage: Eukaryota; Metazoa; Chordata; Actinopteri; Esociformes; Esocidae
Exons: 5
Coding region: 812-1723 (303 amino acids)
Source: RefSeq, a predicted model, not a curated record
UGUAUUUAACUUGGUAGAACUUAUUUUUUUAUUGACGUACACAAGCUUAACUGUACGGAAUACCGUGAGUUUACAGAAAAUCUUGAGUGCAUUGUACCUGGCUAAGUUGCUACUGCAGCUAGCUAACGGUACUGUACGACUACAUUAACAAACAUCUGUUUAGUUCGUUAAUCCGACAACAUUUCUAGGGCACCAUCAUCAUUUCUGGACAAUGAAUCUCAGCUUUCCCUGACUGUAAGAAGAACCACAGUGCAAGUAUUUAAAAGGCUGUUAUGCAGUGCCAAGCAUGUUUAGGAAAGAAGGCUGUGGAGAACCUCAAGUCUUAAAACAGGCCCCAACCCACAGCAAACUGCAACUACCAGUUGGGACAGCGACAUGUCUUCCAUUCUGAUGCUGGUUCACCUUUUGCCACCCUCAAGUCAAGGCCGCAAAACACCGGGAAAGAUCUCAGCGAGAAAAGCAUGUGAUUGUCUUGUGAAAUUCAUCAAGACCGGUACCAGUAUCCAAGGGCACUUGGAUACCAUUGGAGAGAGCCUCCAGCCAUAUCUGCUUGUUGUUGGGCCAAGGAGAAGUAGGGUCCAGUCUUGUUUUAUUGUUAUUGACAAACAUGCUCUACCCUGUAAGGCCUCUAAUUCACUGGCCUGUGUUGAUGAGCUUUUCAAAGCUCACUUUGUCUUUGGCACCUCAUACUGUCAGGAACUUACCAAUGUGUACAACUUUCUGCAAACCACUGUCUAUGACAUAGAUGUUGAAACCACCAAGGUGAAUCCUAGAGUGGCUGAGUUAAGAGCUAGAAUGCUCCAGUGAGCAGAUGAUUUGUUUCAUAUGUAAAAGGGGGCAUGCUAGUGCCAAUGCCCUUAUAAGGCACUUUAAGUUAGUUCAUGGCCUUUGUCCAGGCAAAAGUUUGAAGUUAAAAUGUGCUCAAAGAGGUUGUUCACAUGUUUACCAUAGUUUUUCUGGAUUACGAAAGCAUCUCAGCAAGUGUUGUGCGAUUGACCGUUCACACCUCGAUUAUGGUGAAAGCUCAUCCAACGCCAACUCCAUUUCACUAGGGGAUGUAGGUGUUUUACCAAACCAAAAUUCAACUUGUGAGUCUGUACUCCCAAAAACAAAUAUAGAAAACAGUUGUGCAACAGUGGUAGCCGAACUUAAAGUUGUUGGUGUAGCAGAGACAACUAUUAACUAUGUUGUUAGUGCUCUAGAAGAAGUGGUUGGAGACGUUUAUAGUCAAACACAAGAGUCUGUGAAAAAGAGCUUAUCUUUAGAGGAGCCCAUAAAAAGUUUGGUUGAGUCUCAAAUUGAUCAGUGUUUUGAAAAAAUGCAAAAUCCUUUUGUGGCAUUAAACACUGAGAGUAAGAGAAUGCAGUACUUUUCGGACAAAUGGGGGAAAAUAGAUCCUGUUGAAUAUGUUCUCGGUACAAGAUUUGCUACACGGCGUAAUAGAACAAUUGGAACUUUCGCCCAAACCAUUGUUAAGGAUAAAUUUGUAUAUAUACCAAUUAUUGAGACAAUACAGUCGAUUUAUAAGCACCCUAACAUUAAAGAUAUGAUGAUGAGGGAUUCACAACAAAUACCAAAUUUUCUUUAUGACAUACAAGAUGGAGAAUUAUUUAAGAAUCAUGCGCUCUUUUCAAAACAAAGACAUGCUGUUCAGAUCCAGCUUUUUUUGAUGAAUUUGAAUGCUCAAAUCCCCUUGGAUCAAAAAAGGGAAUACAUAAAUUAGGAGCUAUCUAUUUUACCCUUAGAAAUAUUUCCCCUAAAUACAAUUCGAGUUUUCUAAAUAUUCAUUUAGUUGGUUUAUUUCAUUCCUUAUUUGGUUUUGUAGAAUCUUUCAGUGCUAGGUACUGUUGCCGCUUUUGCCUACUAGAGAAAGAAGACUUUCAGACAGAGUUCAGUGAAGAUAGUCCAAAGAUGUCAGUGCGAACUAAAGAACUUCAUGCUGAACAUUGUCAGAGUAUGCAGAACAAUCCCAGUCUACCUUAUGUAAUGGGAGUAAAAAAGUCUUGCCUUUUAAAUUCGUUGCAAUAUUUCCACACCACUGCAAAUUUUUCAGUUGAUAUCAUGCAUGAUAUAUUAGAGGGUGUCGGACAAUAUGAAAUGAAAUUACUCCUUCAGCACCUGAUUGACAAUUACACCACACCAGCAGAAGUACACAGAAGAAUUCAGAGUUUCAACUAUGGCUUCUUGGAACAAAACAACAAACCUCCUGGUGUAGCAUUAAGAGAGGGUUCCAAUGACUUGGGCUUAAAUGCCACCCAGAGCUGGUGUUUACUGCGUCAUCUACCCAUUAUGUUUGGAGAUCUUGUCUGUCCUAAUGAUCAUCACUGGUAUUUGUUUAUUUUAUUGCUUCAGAUAGUCAAUAUAGUGUUUUCUUCAGUUAUAUCCACUGGUAUCACUAUUUAUUUGAAACACCUGAUUGCAGAGCACCACAGUUUGUUUAAGCAUUUGUUUCCUGACAAGAACUUGUUGCCAAAGCAUCAUUUUAUGGUGCAUUACCCCAGUUGUAUGCAGAAAAUUGGACCAUUGCUACAUAGUUGGUGCGUGCGUUAUGAAGCGAAGCAUAACUUUUUUUAAAAGCAGUUGAAAAGCUUUAAAAACAUAACAAAAACAUUAGCAAAAAACACCAGUGCCAAAUCGCUUACAUUUGGCAAACAUUUGAUCCAAAUGACAUGAAAUUAGGUCCUGGGAAAAUGACUCCCUUAAAUGAAAUGGAAGUUGGUGCUGAGAUUGCGGAGAAACUUAAUGUACCUAUGUGGACUAAGGUUCUAAAUGUAAAAUGGGUCAAGCGCUGUGGAAUUACUUACCGUUUAGGAUUAGCAGUUUGUGUUCAAGUUCAAAAUGAAAUGCCUGUAUUUCAUGUAAUCCAGAAUAUUGUUAUCAAAGAUGAGCAGAUCCUUUUGAUUACAACUGCACUAAAAACGUUUUGUUUAGCUGAACAUGUCAAUUCUUACAAAGUUGCACAUACUGCAGAAGCACCUUCUGUUUUGGAGAUUAGGGAUAUUUUGCACCACAAGUUGUUUGAUAUUCUUAUGUCUUAUGGUUUGGAUUCUGAUUUGUUUAUUGUACCAUAUUGUUUCAUAUAAUUCUUCAUCCUUUCUCUUACAUUAUCACUAUCACAAUUUUCUAUUAUUUUAGUAUUAUUGUUUUCAUUAUUUGUUUAUUUUAUGAUCACAAGUGAA